UGUACAUUUUUCUCUGCAUUAGUCAAAUAAAAGCAGCGCAGUUAUAUAGAAUCUUUCCCAAUCUGGAAACACCAGCUCUGUGAUACAGCCCAGUGUACGUGUGUCUCAGCAUCUGACAUCAGAGGCAGCACUGAGCUGGUAUUCUUGGGGCUUUCCUCUGUGUUUGUUCACUGCCCUACUUCCUGGAAGUAACGCACACACACAAGGGAGGGAGGGUGAAAGAGAGCGAGAGAGAGAGAGAGAGAGAGGCUGAGAGAGAGCGAGAGAGACUCGGAGAAAAACACCACUGCAUACGCAUUUCUGCCUUUUAGAAAGUGAAACCAACCUCAUCCUAAAGCCUUGCUGAAGUAGAAGACUUCUCUCCAUUUUGUUUUUCAGCAUGGACGAAAGUCAGUACGGCAUGAAAAUGUUUGACAGCGAGUUUGUGAUGGACGUCUCCUAUCACCAGUUAAUGCCCUCGUUUGAGAUUAAAAACGAACCCUUUGUUCCAGAAACAGCUCAUGGACCCUACUUGCAGAUCAUCGAGGAGCCCAAACAAAGAGGCUUCCGGUUUCGUUACGAGUGUGAGGGUCCGUCUCAUGGGGGUUUACCAGGUGCUUCCAGUGAGAGGAACAGGAGGACAUAUCCCACUGUCAAGGUGUGUAACUACGUGGGUCACGCUCGGGUCGAGGUGCAGCUCGUCACACACACCGAUCCCCCACGUGUCCAUGCACACAGCCUCGUCGGAAAGCAGUGUAACGAGAACGGAACCUGCAGCAUAGACGUGGGUCCCUCCGACCUCACAGCACAGUUCAGCAAUUUGGGUAUACUUCAUGUCACUAAAAGAGGAGUGGUGGAUGUUCUGACAAAGAGACUGAGGGACGAGAAAAAGAGAGCGAAGCACCCCGGAUACCUUUUUACCGAUACAGAAGAGCAGGCUAUUGUGCGAGAAGCCAAAGAGCUGGGCAAGAGCAUGGACCUGAACAUAGUGAGGUUAAAGUUCACUGCCUACCUUAAGGACAGCAACGGAGGAUUCACCAGAGCACUGAAACCGGUCGUCUCCAACCCCAUCUACGACAGCAAAUCUCCCAAUGCGUCCAAUCUCAAGAUCUCACGCAUGGACAAGUCUUGUGGCUCGGUGUUGGGAGGGGAUGAGAUCUUCCUGUUGUGCGACAAAGUUCAAAAAGAUGAUAUUGAGAUUCGUUUCUACGAGGAGGACGAUGAAGGGGGCUGGGAAGCGUAUGGAGAUUUCUCUCCUACUGAUGUACACAAACAGUAUGCCAUCGUAUUUAAAACGCCAGCCUAUCACAAAGACAUCGAGCGACCCGUCACUGUCUUUCUACAACUCAAGAGGAAGAAGGGUGGAGACUGCAGCGAGCCUAAACAGUUCACUUACGUCCCACAAUUUCACGAUAAAGAGGAGGUUCUGCGGAAAAGGAUGAAGUCUCUUCCCCAGCAGUAUGACCACUGGCGGGGGCCACAGGGUGGUGCAGGAGGCCUGGGCAGAGGAGCUGGGGGCUUUGGAGGUUCUGGAGGAGGUGGUGGAGGAGGUGGAGGAAUAUUGGGAGGAUUUCAGUUUAGUCAUUUGGAUGGCAACUUCUAUGGUGGCAACUGUGGUGGAUUUGCAGGAGGCACACAAAUGGCGGAAUCUGCUCCACAGCCAGAAACGACCCAGGAACAACAGCAACAACAACAGCAAGAAAUUCCCACCAGCUUAACAACAACGCAACAGCUCCUUCACGUUGCCUCGGCUCUACAGAAGCGGUCCACCGCGGCAGCCUUGCACAGUGCUAAGGCCCUGCUGGACUACUGCUGUACAGGGGAUGUACGCUUCCUCCUGACCAUGCAGAGACAACUUUGUGGUGUUCAGGAUGAGAACGGAGACACGCCCUUACAUUUGUCCAUUAUCCACCAGCAGCCAGCAGUGGCCACCAAGCUUAUUCAGACCAUCAUGAACACUCCUCAAUUCAAAUACAUCAACAAGUUCAACCACCUCAGCCAGACCCCGCUGCAUUUGGCCGUGAUCACCCAGCAGCCCAGGUUGGUAGAGAUCUUGCUAAAAGUAGGUGCUGACCCUAACUUACUGGACAGGGACGGACGGACAGCGGUGCAUCUGGCCGCUCUUGCCGGAGACGACGCCAUCCUCAGAGUGUUGCUAAACAUGCUAGGAGAGCACCAUUCUCACCUACUGAACACCGCUGACUUCUCAGGCCUAUACCCACUCCACCUGGCUGUAAGAAAAGGAGGCGAGCGCUGCCUGCGUGUGCUGGUGGAGGCCGGUGCCAAGAUCAACAUGCCUGAACAGAAGAGCGGUUGCACAGCACUACACCUGGCUGUCAAGGAGAAUCUUUUCAAAGUGGCCUGCACUCUCAUCACUGAGCUGAAGGCUGACAUUAACGCAUGUACCUUUGGAGGAAACAGUCCACUGCACUUGGCUGCCAGUCUCGGCUCUCCACCCCUCUGCUCCAUACUCAUAGCAGCAGGCGCAGAUAAACAACUGGAGAAUGAUGAGCCACUCUUCUGCUCCUCCUCAUCUUCUGAUGAGGAAGACCAGGAUGUGGGCAGAGAAAAUGUAGAAGGGCUAAAUGAACAGGACAUAAACAAACAAGUACAAGAACUGUUGAAUUUAUCAGAGAGCAGGCGAAUCAACCCACGCAAGAGACCAGCAGUUGGACACACUCCUUUUGACCUGGCCAAUUGUCAGAAGGUUAGAGAUCUGUUGGAUAGUCCAAAGCCGAGUCACAUUUCAUCCAAAAAGACAAAAAAGAGCACUGAAGAUGUGAGCCAACCUUUGGACACCGAAACAGUCAGUAAGCUGUGUGGAAUCCUCAACAAAAGCCAAGUGUCAUGGAAAGAGCUGGCAGAGAAGCUCGGCAUGCUCACAUUGGCACAACUGUACCAAGACAGCCCGUCACCCUGCCAGAACCUUCUAGAAAACUACCAGUUAGGCGGUGGUCCGUUAGAGGGACUGGUAGAUGCACUGCAGUCUCUCGGGCUGGCAGAAGGGGCCCAACUUCUGAGAAACAAGCAGCCCAGUGAGGACAAGCAAAGCACAGACACAACAGUGGACAGCGGCUUUGGCAGCCAGGAGGCGGACACUCCAACCAUGGCUAAUGACUGAGCAGCGCAGUUCCAUGAAACAAACUGAUUCUGUAUGAUGCUUGAUCAUCAACCUGAUGGAAACUUGUCCUCAACUUGUCACAGUGAAAAACUGACAACCCAGAUGCACACACAGAUCUUUUAGUACUGAGAGAGACUCAGAAGAGCUAUGACCGGUGCUCAGCAGGCCAUCUGUAAGAUAUUCACAGCUCAUGGAAGUUAUUAGAAUGCGAUACUCAGAUAUAACUCAUCUUCAGUAUCCAGGAUGUAACAUUUGCAGUUACCUUGGUACCCUAGAUUGCAAUUAGGAUCUUAUGUCUAUAUUCUAAUGUGUUUGUCUAUGUGUCGAUUUUAGUGUAUUACUAAUACUGUGUAUUUAUAAGAGGAGUGUUUUUAGCUUUAUCUGUGCAAUAGAGCCUUGCUUGAUUGUUUUAUUUUUAUUUUUUGGUACAUGGCACAUAUAAAUGUUUGCUUUCUUGCCAUCAUUGAAAUAAAUAUAUUUGAAAAAUUU
Molecule: messenger RNA, 3589 nt
Organism: Hemibagrus wyckioides
Lineage: Eukaryota; Metazoa; Chordata; Actinopteri; Siluriformes; Bagridae
Gene: nfkb2
Product: nuclear factor of kappa light polypeptide gene enhancer in B-cells 2 (p49/p100)
Exons: 23
Coding region: 380-3100 (906 amino acids)
Biological process (GO): canonical NF-kappaB signal transduction; inflammatory response; response to cytokine
Cellular component (GO): cytoplasm
Molecular function (GO): DNA-binding transcription factor activity, RNA polymerase II-specific; RNA polymerase II cis-regulatory region sequence-specific DNA binding; protein binding
Source: RefSeq, a predicted model, not a curated record